Pocillopora verrucosa is the source of this 1794-nucleotide messenger RNA. Its product is annotated as glutathione peroxidase-like. The record is from RefSeq and is a predicted model, not a curated record. Gene Ontology annotation, molecular function: glutathione peroxidase activity. NCBI's taxonomy places the organism in Eukaryota, Metazoa, Cnidaria, Anthozoa, Scleractinia, Pocilloporidae. Gene Ontology annotation, biological process: response to oxidative stress.
UAUUUUAGCAGGCAGCUGCUCGUUUGUUCCAAAGGUCGGUGUUUGAAUUUGAGCUUGGUGAAGUACAGCUGUUUCUCGCUCAGUUCUGUUGGGAUUUUGUGCGGUGCAAAGAUGGCGCAAGCAAAAGCACACACAACAAUUCUGGACUUCGAGGUAAAAGAUAUCGAUGGCAACCCUGUAAAAUUGUCCAAGUACGACGGCUUUGUGACGCUCAUCGUCAACGUAGCGUCUAAAUGAGGCUUCACAAAGAAGAACUAUGCUCAGCUACAGGAACUGCACCAAAGUUAUGCUGAGAAAGGUCUUCGCAUUCUUGCUUUCCCUUGCAAUCAGUUUGGAGGACAAGAGCCUGGUACAGAGGGGGAAAUCAAGGAGUUUGUGAGUACUUAUGGUGUGGAGUUUGACAUGUUUGGCAAGAUUGAUGUCAAUGGAUCAAAUGCAGAUCCACUGUAUGUCUUCCUGAAAAAUGCCAAACAUGGAACACUGACAAACAACAUCAAAUGGAACUUUACAAAGUUUCUGUGUGAUAGGCAUGGGGUCCCUGUCAAAAGAUAUUCUCCAACCACCUCACCUCUUGACAUUGUGAAGGACAUUGAAAAGGAGCUUCUUAAAGAAUAACAUACAAUCCUAUCCUGUAAUAGUUGUGUCAACUGAGUUUGUGCAGUGCAACCUAUUGCACUUUUCAAUAAUAUGGUGCCCCUUUUUCUUCAACAAAGAGACUAUCUGACAGCAGGAGAAGAAAACCAAAAAUGCAAAUGGUACACAUUUCAAUUACCUGCCAGAACAUGGCUGCUUUUUUUUAAGUCAGCAAUGAUGCAUCUUGAGGGUAAUUCCUAGUUUGCAUGUUAUUAAGAAUUGCACGAUUUUUUUUUAACUUUUCUUUUAUAAAUUAUUCAAUUUUUACGCAACUUUCAAAUGAUGUGUAGUUGUGAGAAGUAAGAAUUUUCAGCUUUAAGAAACUUCUUAUUUCUUGCAACUACACAUCAUUUGAGAGUUAAGCAAAAGUUAAAGAAUUUAUUGAAUAGAAGCUUAAAAAAUGCACACUUCUCAAUAACAUGCAAACUAUGGAGUACUCUUCAAGAUGCAUCAACCCUUUCACUCCUAUGAUCUCUUUAUUUUCCUUACUGUCUGCCAGACAUUGCUAAUAAUUUUAGUUUGGAGAAUUUGGUAUUGAAUCAAAUGAUAAUCUACUAAUCGGAAUUUCUAUAUUCUCAUCACUUGUCUACUUGAGAUUGUAUUUAUAUUGUAAGGAGAAAUUCUGUCUUGAUCACCACCGGGAGUGAAAGGGUUAAGAAGGCAUGCUCCUGAAAUUUAAUUGAAGGAUGUCUAUCCAUUUUCAUGUUUUGUUUUGUUUUCUUCUCCUGCUAUCAGAUGGCGUUUUUGUUAUUUGAUACAUGCAGGUUAUCAUUUUCAGUAUUUAAAUUGUCUUGAACAGAGGACACUUUUGAUGUAAAGGUUACGUUUAACAAAUUGGCAGACUACUUUGAGAACUAGAAUGAAGGAAACGUUGGUUGUGUGAUUAACUUAUUAUUUUAUAACAGCACCAUACAUUUGUUGCCAAAGUUUUCUUUUCAUUGUUUAAACUCAACUGAUGACAGUCUGUUCGUAAAUUCUCUUAUCGAGUUUGAGCAGAAUUGAAGAUUGCAAGUAUGUGCAGAUUGCUUGCAAGUUGAGGGCUACUUUGACAAGAAUACAGGUCGAAAUGUAUACACGUGUGCAGUUGAACCCUAUUUAUGAGAGAGAAUGAAAGGGCUGCUGUUGGAGAAUAUUUGAUCAAAUUAAAGAGACUACAAAUCA